UUCCAACAUGGCGGGUGUCCGCGAAUUGUCAAAGCUUUUAAAAUCGCACUUGUUGCAUUUUCCCAGGAAAUCUCACCCCCUAGGAGGCUCUCGAAGUGCAUUUCAAACAUAUGGUAGAUGUGCUUCAACAUUGACAUUCGUUCCUGAUUCUCCGUCACCUCUUGAUGGAGAAACUCAAAAAAUGAAUUUGUUUCAGUCUUUAACAAAUGCAAUGGAUAUCAUUCUUGAUUCAGAUCCAACUUCGGUUGUAUUUGGAGAGGAUGUAGCAUUUGGUGGAGUUUUUAGAUGUACAGUUGGUCUAAAGGACAAAUAUGGAAAAGACAGAGUCUUCAACACACCACUCAGUGAACAAGGAAUUGUUGGUUUUGGAAUUGGAAUGGCUGCAGCAGGUGCUACAGCUAUUGCUGAGAUUCAGUUUGCUGAUUAUAUUUUCCCUGCAUUUGAUCAGCUGGUGAAUGAAGCUGCAAAGUUUAGGUAUCGGUCAGGAAAUCUUUUCAACUGUGGAAGCUUAACUGUACGAGCACCAUGUGGGGCUGUUGGCCAUGGGGCUCAUUAUCAUUCACAGUCUGUGGAAAGUUUCUUUGCUCAUGUUCCAGGAUUGAAGGUCGUUAUACCAAGGGGGCCAAUUCAAGCAAAAGGACUACUCCUCUCUUCUAUCAGAGACAAGAAUCCAGUUGUAUUUUUUGAACCCAAGAUCUUGUACAGACAAGCAGUUGAAGAAGUUCCUGUGGGAGACUAUGAAAUCCCACUCUCUGAGGCAGAAAUUCUAGAGGAGGGUUCAGAUGUAACAGUAGUGGGGUGGGGCACACAGAUCCAUGUCUUACGAGAUGUCUGUAAAAUGGCAAAAGAUCAGCUAGGAGUGAGCUGUGAACUUAUUGAUCUCAGGACAAUUCUUCCUUGGGAUGAAGACACCGUCUUCAAGUCUGUGAUGAAGACUGGGAGAUUGUUAAUAGCACAUGAAGCUACUCUUACAGGAGGAUUUGGAGCAGAAAUAAGUAGCACUGUACAGGAACAUUGUUUCUUGUCACUUGAGGCCCCCAUCCAGCGAGUGUGUGGCUGGGACACACCCUUCCCUCACAUAUUUGAGCCAUUUUACCUUCCAGACAAGUGGAGAUGUUUUGAGGCCCUCAAAAAAAUCAUUAGCUAUUAGGAAUUUAACUUGCUUUCAUACACUAUGAAAGCUUAAUUAAAUAUAUUUUGUAGCCUUAAAAGUUACCUAAUGGAUCUCUUUAUAGCACUUUUUGGACUUGAAUUUCAAUUUUACUUCAAAAUGAAGUCCACUUUCUUACAGACAGCACAUAUCUUCAUUUACAAGUUAGUCCUGUGGAAGUGAUCAAACAUCUUUUAUUUAGUUAUUCCAAAAAGUUGUAUUUAUAUUUAAUUUAAGAUUUAACUAUUUUAACUUAGGAUAAUUUAUAUUACCAGAAGUAUACAACCUAGCUUAUAUGCUACUGAUGAAAUAGAUAGUUGAUGGUAGUAGCAGAGGUUUCCCAUACAUUUCAGUUAAUAACUCAAAGCUGAAGAAGGCAACCUAGGUGAAAAAGAUCAUAUCUAGAUAAUAAUUUUGGUCUUGAUGCAGGUAUGUUCUCAUCACAAACCACUACUUCCAUUAGGAGCACUUCUGAACAAAGUAUAAUGACUGUGAGGGAGAGAUUUCUGAUUAGAAUAUUAGAAUAAAAGGAUGGAUGGUGCAGGCCUAUCUAUGAUUCAUCACAAUUUGUCCUUUGUAGCUUAAGGGUUCAUCUUCAUCAUCAAAGAAAAUGAUAGGCCAAUAGGGCUACCUUUACUUAAAUUGGUCUCCUUAUUUAAGAUAGAAAAUUCAGAAAUGAGUGUAUACUGUUUUGACAUUAAAGGCCAUUCGGGGUAAAGGUUUCUAAUGGACUGACAAGUCCUACAAGGCAGCUUUAAGCAUUCCACCAAAAUAAUGGGACUAAAAAACAAGAACAUGGGUGAAUAUUGUGAAUCUGGACUGUAAACAUAACAAGAGGCAAUGAAGUAUACAACCAAAGGAGCACACAAAAAGUCAGUGGUAAAAGGCAGUAAAUAGGCAAGUACAUCUAAUAUAGGUCAUUCACUGCCUUGACCAUUUUCUCAGCAAUUUAUUGUGUUUAGAGUGUGCUCAUUACAGUGGUGAAGACAGCUUAGAAGCAUGUUAUCACAGUUUAUUUUUUCACUCUUAAAACUUGAAAUUACAAAAAAAAAUGUACUUGGAAAUGUACAUAGGAGACAAAUGCCCAGAAAUGUACAGGAGAGACCUUUAAAUUUCACUUGGAGCCAUCAAUAAUAUGGUUGCCAAUGUUUGCAAAAAUAUCUUAACUACAAGUUAGGUUUGAGAAUUAAAUUCGUUGUAAACCAUAUCCCCAUUUCUGACUAUCUAUGAUGUGCAGCCAUACAUCGAAGAAGUUUAAAUCAGCUUCCAUAGUUGAUAAUUACUUCAGUACCAUUCAUUGUUAGCUUUUUCUACAAAGAAAUCUACCAAGUAUAAAAAACAAAUUAAGUGAUAAAUUUUGGAAUCAAAGGUAACCUCAUUGUUGAUGUCAUAUAAAAUGUCCAAUUAGCAUAUCAAAAACUCACCAGAGCAAUCUAAGAAAACCAAGAUACUAUCCCUCAGUGACAUUUGUGUCUUGGGUUCAUUUAAAUAAAAAUGCAACACAAAAGCCAUGACAUCAAAACUCUCCCAAACAACAUUCUGGAGGGUUUGGAAGACCUGAGUAUGGUCAACAAACAGCUGGUCAGCUACUUGUCCUGGCAAGGUCAAAUGUGUUAUCACCUGGUAUUGGACAACUAUCCUUAGUUAAAUUAGUAAGCUUUUAACAAAGGACUAGAGGGGCCAAUGGCAGCAACUUUCAUUUCUUGGAAAAAAGGCUUUAAAUUUGUUACCCUAG
Molecule: messenger RNA, 2885 nt
Organism: Pocillopora verrucosa
Lineage: Eukaryota; Metazoa; Cnidaria; Anthozoa; Scleractinia; Pocilloporidae
Product: 2-oxoisovalerate dehydrogenase subunit beta, mitochondrial-like
Biological process (GO): branched-chain amino acid catabolic process; response to nutrient
Molecular function (GO): catalytic activity
Source: RefSeq, a predicted model, not a curated record